AUGACCUGGGAAGACAAAUGGUUGGUGAAGUACAACAAAAGGGAAAUCCCAAACGAAAAUGUUUUCCCCAAUGUGUCCGUCUUCAACAGAAAACUCUACACUUUCGGUGGAAAAGAGGAAGUCUACAUCAAGUUCGACCACGUCGAUGACUACAUCAAAUCCUACGACGAGCUUGCAAUGUGGGAUACAUAUCUGUGCAUCUUUCGAGUCAGCAAAGACGAUUAUAUUAUUGUUUCCAGGAAUUCUGAUAAGUAUGCCGUCAUUGGCAAACUCAGCGACAGAUAUGUGAAAAAGAACAACCUUGGCCAGUACGACGUGCAGAUCAGGAACCCAGACGAGUACGAAUUGAACCAUUUGUCUGAUGUCUUCGAUAAUGAAAAGGAACUCACCUACGAUUUGUUGAGCGAAUAUGCUGAGUUAAGAGUAAAAGCUAGGUUUGACGCUUACAUGAAUGAUGUGAAAUGCGGAUACGUUCCAAAGUCCCAGGCCACCGAGUCACCAGAAGUGAAUACAUGA
This is a messenger RNA of Candidozyma duobushaemuli, 516 nucleotides long. RefSeq lists its product as uncharacterized. The record is from RefSeq and is a predicted model, not a curated record. The transcript has a single exon. NCBI's taxonomy places the organism in Eukaryota, Fungi, Ascomycota, Pichiomycetes, Serinales, Metschnikowiaceae. Bases 1 to 516 code for a protein of 171 amino acids.